UCCAGCUGCCUAAGUGGAUACAUGUCUGCAUUUUUCUGAGAUGGCAUCAAAAGGCUGCAAGCAUCCGGCUGACGCAUAUUGCUAUGUCUGUGGCCAAUUUAUCAAGACAAGAGCGAAUAAGUAUUCUGUGGAAGCAUCUGCUACGAUGUGUGAGGCCUGCAAGGCAUAUUUCGGCAUGCCUGUCGGAGAUCAAGACAAACCCUGGGCACCUCAUCUCACCUGCGAGCAAUGCAAAAAAACCUCUGUAAGGAUGGUACAGAGGGAAAAAAAGAGCCAUGAAGUUUGCUAUCCCAAGAAUUUGGUGGGAACCCACUGACCACUCAAGCAACUGCUACUUCUGCAUGGUGGACCCUUCCAAACGUCGGACUGGCAAGAAUGUCCCUGCUAUCAUGUAUUCGGUCCUUCUUUCAUCCAUCGCCCCGGUGCCACACUGCCAUGAGCUCCCCGUACCAACUCCUCCAGAGAGAGAGCAGCCUUCUUUAGAAGAGAGCAGAAAGUCAAAGAGCGAGGAAGACGUUGUAGAUCCAGAUGACAAUUUCAAAGGUGGAGCUGAGAAGAGAAGCCCAUAUUACCCCAACCAAAAAUACCUCAAUGACUUGAUCAGAUAUCUUGGUCUCACUAAGUCCAAUGCCGAGCUUUUGACGUCUAGGCUCAAGCAGUGGAACGUGUUGGUUGAAAGUGUGCAAGUCACAGAUCAGAGGAAGCGUCACCAACCUUUUUACAGCAUCUUCACCCGUCAAGAUGGGCUCUGCUUCUGCCACAAUGUGACCAGUCUGUUUGAGGCAAUCGGAAUCGCCUGUAACCAGAAUGAGUGGCGUCUCUUCAUUGACAGCUCAUCUAGGAGCCUGAAAGCCGUGCUGCUCCAUAAUGGUAACAAGUACCCGUCUCUUCCCCUGGCUCACUCGGUGCACCUCAAAGAAGAUUACAACAGCAUCAAGACCUUGCUGGACGCCUUGAAGUAUGAUGGCUGGGAGGUCAUCGGAGACUUCAAAAUGGUGGCAUUCCUGAUGGGUCUCCAAGGCGGUUUUACCAAGUUUCCCUGCUCUCUUUGCCUUUGGGACAGCAGGAACACCAAGGCGCGCUACCACAGGCGGGACUGGCCACAGUGGACCGAGUUCUGUGUGGGGAGGAAUAACGUCAAGUGGGAGCCACUGGUGGACCCCCGGAAGGUGCUGAUGCCACCACUGCACGUAAAAUUGGGCCUUAUGAAACAAUUUGUCAGAGCUGCAGAUAAGGAGUCGGCAGCCUUCAAGUACCUUCAAGACUUCUUCCCUAAGCUGUGUGAGGCAAAGGUCAAAGCCGGUGUCUUCGUCGGACCACAGAUAAAGAAGAUCCUGGAGUGCAAUGGAUUCCCCAAGAAGCUCACUAGUAAGGAGAAAGUGGCUUGGAACAGCUUUGUCGCAGUGGUUUCUGGCUUCCUACGCAAUCACAAUGUCGAAAACUACGUGGAGCUGGUUGAGACUGCACGGCAGGAAUCAGACAAAUAUGUUGUGACGCUAAAGACCUCCUUCACAGAGCAAAAUGCAGCAGAUGGACCUCUCACUAUCCGGAGCCAAGAUAUCUUUUGA
Messenger RNA from Lethenteron reissneri (Far Eastern brook lamprey), 1568 nucleotides. RefSeq lists its product as uncharacterized. Lineage: Eukaryota; Metazoa; Chordata; Hyperoartia; Petromyzontiformes; Petromyzontidae. The record is from RefSeq and is a predicted model, not a curated record.